Molecule: messenger RNA, 1593 nt
Organism: Penicillium cosmopolitanum
Lineage: Eukaryota; Fungi; Ascomycota; Eurotiomycetes; Eurotiales; Aspergillaceae
Product: Zn(II)2Cys6 transcription factor
Exons: 5
Coding region: 1-1593 (530 amino acids)
Biological process (GO): positive regulation of transcription by RNA polymerase II
Cellular component (GO): nucleus
Molecular function (GO): DNA-binding transcription factor activity, RNA polymerase II-specific; zinc ion binding; transcription cis-regulatory region binding
Source: RefSeq, a predicted model, not a curated record
AUGGAUCCGGAAUCCAGCGGCCCGUGCUACACCUGUCGGAAUCGUCGCAUUCAAUGUGACCAGACCGGGGUGCCGUGCGCGAAAUGCCAGAAGGCUGGCCUGGAAUGCCUUGACAAACGGCCAUUCCGAUGGGUUCAAGGCGUGGCUAUCCGCGGGCGAAUGCAGGGCCGAUCGUACGACGCCAACAAAGAGGCAGCGGCCACUGCUGCUGGGAAACGGGUGGUGAUGAAAUCUAAUGCCACUCGAAGGGGCCCCGGAAAGCGGAAGGGAAAGGCGGGACAAGGCUCCGAUUUAUCACUAGCCUUACUAACUUUGAAACCAGACCAUACUAUCUUCGAUACGGCAUCCUUGCCUAUCGUUCUUCACGACCCUUCAACUUUACAUUUGGAUCGCAAAUCCCAGUACUAUAUUGACUAUUUUAAUGAACGAAUAUGCAAAAUUUUUAUUUUAUAUGACAGCGACCGGAAUCCAUUAAGAAGUCUGAUUCCUAUGGGUUAUCAAGAUCCGGUUUUAAUGAAAGCUCUUCUUGCGCUUGCGGCCCGUCACCAUGUCAACACCGGCCACUCAUUCCAUCAAACUGAAUUGCCGGCAUCUUCCUCAUUACAGCUUGCCAAUGCGAACCAGGAUGCCCUCUCAUUUAAACAUCAAGCGAUGGAGGCAUUGUCGCAGUCUCUACGCGACACACAGUUGAGCAAAAAAGACACGACCGUUGCCAGUAUCUUCCUCUUGAUCUUUCUAGAUCUUCUCGAAUCCGGCAGUGAUGGCUGGAAUUUUCAUCUGCAGGGGGCCAAAAAUCUAAUCGCGUCUACUUUCUCGCAUCCCGAUUCGGAGACAAGUACUAAUCAGGGGAAUGGACAAACAAUCGAAGAAAUUCGAGGCUUCAUCAUCAAACAAAUUUACUUUAUUGAGACACUUGGGGGGGCAUUCCUGCGCCCUAAAUUGUUAUCUCAAAACUCAUCCUUCGACCACCAAAAAGAGAAAUACCAAGAGGCAAUCGAGGCCUCCUUCCUCGGAUGCCCCGAGUAUAUACUGACUGCAAUUCAACGGCUUUCUGUGCAAAGGGACAGCCUAGCUGAAGCUCAAAGGCCACUUGAUGAGAUCUCCACCAACACCUACCUGAAGGACACAGCAUCGUUAAUAGAAACCAUCAAAGGUUUCGACAGCUACGCCUGGGCCACAAAUCUUCGGCGAUCCCGGAACUCUUCAUCCCAAGAGAUCAUAGGCUUAUGUAACUUAUCCGAAUCAUACAAACUUGGUGCUCUACUAUACGCAGGACGCAUCGUGGAUGCCCUGACUGAAGAGUCGAUUGAGCAAAACCAUCUGGUCACAGAGCUUCUCGGAGUGACAGAGUCACUGAAAGACAACCUCGAAAUUUUCAAAUGCAUUUUGUGGCCAAUUGCCAAUGGCAGGCCCGAAAGAGACUUUCUCAUCGAUUGCAUUGAGAAAUUCUGGGACAUCACCAAUUGCUUGAAUGCGGUUAAUGCUGCAAAGAUGCUGCAGGAAUACUGGCAGAAGGAAUCUUCUACAGAAGAUGCACGGUCACAAUGGAUAUUUAGCAUGGGAAGUUUGGAUCGAGAUUGGCUUUGGCUUUAA